This is a messenger RNA of Myotis myotis, 10452 nucleotides long. RefSeq names its product NUAK family kinase 2 (gene NUAK2). Gene Ontology annotation, biological process: protein phosphorylation; intracellular signal transduction; microtubule cytoskeleton organization. Lineage: Eukaryota; Metazoa; Chordata; Mammalia; Chiroptera; Vespertilionidae. The transcript is spliced from 8 exons. The coding region runs from base 7830 to 9422 and encodes 530 amino acids. The record is from RefSeq and is a predicted model, not a curated record. Gene Ontology annotation, cellular component: cytoplasm. Gene Ontology annotation, molecular function: ATP binding; protein serine/threonine kinase activity; tau-protein kinase activity.
GGGCUGGGCCGGGGGCUCGCGCCGUGCUCCGGGGAGUGGCCCCUCCACGCGGUCCUCACCAAGCUGAGAUCGCGGGGCUGGGGGCGGUGGGGGUGUGUAUUGCAGAUGUGUCUGUCCAUGGUUGCACGGACAAUGGUCGUGGACCUGAGAACCCCAACAACACCGGGCAGCGUGUGAUGAUGGCCAGUGAGUGAGGCGGACAGCUGGUGCAGGGUGCCUAGAAGUCUAAUAGCGUCCUUAGAGAUGAGAAGUCUCCCUAUAGAAGAUGGAACUUGAGUUGGAUUUUGCUUGGCACAGACUCCCAAUAGAGUGGAAUGGGGAGAGGAAGUAGAAGGCACCUGAUCCUAGCAGGGGGUUAGUACUGGUAAACGUGUGUGUUUGAAUGAAUGAGUGAGGCCUCCAGUUCUCAACUCAGUUCUGCGAGUCUGGCAGCCCAGCACACUACGGAGGUCUGCACAGGGGUGGGGUGGGGGUAGGUUCGACACCGAAGUCCUUUCUAAAUCUAAGAGUGAGCCGAAGUUUCUGUAUGAUGAGGUUUUUUUUUAAAAUAUAUUUUUAUUGAUUUUAGAGAAAUGAGAGGGAGAGAGAGAUAGAAACAUCAAGGAUGAAAGAGAAUCAUUGAUAGGCUACCUCCUGUACACCCCCUGCUAGGGAUCGAAACCAAAACCCGGGCAUGUGCCCUGACUGGGAUCCAACUCUGACCUCCUGGUUCAUAGGUCAUCACUCAACCACUAAGCAACACCAGCAAUAUGAUGAGUUUUUUAUUCUGAGAAAUGUGAAACCAGGCUCUGGUGCAAGGUCCAGGGUGCCCCAAGAUACCUUUGGAUCCAAGGCCUUUUCAGGAAGGUCUCCUGUUAAUUUGGUGUGUGUGUGUGUGUGUGUGUGUGUGUGUGUGUGUGUGUACAUGUUGUAGUAAUAGUAGUAAUCUGUGGGACCUUGAGCAAUUAAGUUAUCUCUGUACUCUCAGUUUCCCCUUCUGCAAAUACGGAGAAACCUCAGCCUCCCUCACAAGCUGCUCUGAGGAUUAAAUGAGAAGCAAGUGCGAGUGUAAAUUGUUCUGACAUGAAGAAACCACAGUGAGAACUGAUGCUUAUAUCUGAAAGAGUGGCAGGCUUGCCGAACGUUAGUGAACAGUGGUUUUCAAACUGGAGUUUAAUAUGCAUAGGAGUCAACGGGGAUGCUUGUUUGAAAUCCUUAUUCUCUGGUUCCACACCCACAGGGUUUUAUCCUGAAGGUCUUGGAUGGGACCAAAUAAUCUGUAUUUUAGCAAGCCUUUUAGGUCAGGUGCUCUAGGGAUUGUUUUGCCAAAUCCAGUUGGGUGCUGGUUAUGAGAGGUGUGGACGCACAGGGGUGUGUGUGUGUGUGUGUGUGUGUGUGUGUGUGUGUGUAGCCAUGGUUUGCCCUAUCGGCUAUGGCUGCAGUCGCCUCCCCAGAUUGUUUGCUUUAGCAGCCAGUAGCUGGUUUGAAAUUCAAGAGGUCAUUUCAUUGGUGAAGGAGAGUGGAUGCUGGCAAAAGGGGAUGGAUUUAUGGCCCCGUCAAUAAGACCGGGUAUGUUUUUUCUGCUAAUGCCUGGCAUGGUCCCCUGUUGCCUGCUGCCAGGUUACAGCUAUUGGGCAAUCAUGUACUUCCUGACUUUCCUUUUCUUUCUCUUUCUAUAAAGUGUGAGGGCCUGGUGAGGCUUCAGGCUUCAGGCUCCUGGGCUCAGGCUUUGUCAGGGGCUUAGCUGGGAAAUAGCUCGUUGUGGGGGGCAGGUUGGAUUAGGAGGUCUGGAGGGCCCCAAAACUGGGAAACUGAAAUUUAAGUUUAUAGAUCACAUCAGGCUUUUGACCUAGGUCACCGCAUAUACUAGUAGGAGAGAGAGGGAGGAAGGCAGGAGGUGGGGUGUGGAGCAAUAGAGAGAUCUUAUUGAUUCUGGAAUGAGAUAAACCCACUUUCAGUUUUCAAAUCACAGUGUCUGUAGGCAGGGAGUCCAGCUCUUGUUAUAUCAGAGCACUGACUCCAGAAGGUACUCCCCGCCCCAUGCAGGGAGCUGAGAUCUGUAGGAAUGGGACCUGUUCUGAACCUCCCUGGUCCAUUGACGUCCUGUGCUUCUGCUGGGCACUUGCUCAGGGUCUCUUCUCCUUGUGGAGCAGCUGCCUGCUGCACUAAUGGUUCCUCAGUUCUGGAGAGGAGUCCUCUCCCCCCCGCCCCCAUUCCUGCCUCUUCACUGUCCCCCCUGAAGAGAGACCAACCUCCGGAUCUUCAAUGGGAGAGAGAGACGUGGGAGCCGCCCAAGAUACCCCCUCAAAAUGAACUGAGAUUAUUGGUAGAGGCUAAAUUCGGAGGAAGACCUGCUGGGUGACUCGCAUCCCACUUUUCUCUCCACUUUUCCAGGCCUUUUCCCAUCCCCAGCCUGCCUAGAUGAGCUUGUCAGGGGCUGGAUGGGACUGUCCGGAGAGAGGGGCAGGUGGGCAGGACUAAUGGCUACUCCAGGAGGGCAUCAAAGGAAAAACAAAUAUUUGCUCAGGAUCUUCUAGUCUCCAAGUACAUUCCUGGUGUCCCGAUGACAUUUCCUCCUGUGACCGUCCCAGCCCCCUCACUCCACCUCCCCCUAAAGAGAAAAACACCCGCUGGUAGGGUUGACCAGAGCCUUUGGGAUGAUCUGCACGGAAGUCUUAACCUCCAAGGGCUUCCAUGAGGAACAUGAGGGGGGUCCAAAUGGCUAAUGAUCUGGGGCAGAGGUGCUUCUGUCUGACAUAUUAAAUGGCUUGUUGGGAUUUGAAUAUGACUGAGAUGGUCCUAUUCCUUCACUGGCAGAUGGGGAAACUGAGGCCCAGAGAGGAGAGGAGACUUGUUCAGUGGCUGGUUAGUGGCAUGCCUGCGACAUAGGCCCCUGAUCUGACCACCCCCAGUCCUGGGUCACCACUACUGAGUCUUGGUCUGAGAGUCGGCCUUCAGUUGGGCCCUGCCUAUCUCAGUGUGUUUUGUCAUUCCAACAGUCAUCUCCAGUCACCUUCGCAGAGCUUCAGGCAGUUGGAGGAUCACUGAGAACCGACUCCCACACACACUGCCUAGGAAGGAUCCUGGUUGUGGGUGAACUACACUACAUUCCUGGUUUUUACCUUGUCAGGAAGGCUGCUUAACUCAGAGUCAGGCUGCAAAGUUCAAAAUCCUGCCUCUAUUGCUCACUAGUUCUGUGACCUCUCUGUACCUCAGUUUCCUCAUCUGUAAAGUGGGGUGAUAGUAACUCCUACUGCAUGGUCUUCUCACAGGCUUAAAUAAGAUAAUAUAUUGUCAAGUGCUGAGCACAGUAGCUGAUACAGUGUCAUCCCAGCGAGGCUGCUUUGACUAGACCCUCCCCUCUCCGGGAGGCGUCCAUCCUGGGUCUGUCUGCCCUGAGCAAGAGACUGGGCCGUGCUCAGUUUCCUUACGUCUAACCACUUUGCUCUCUGCUUUGUUCAAAGUCCUAGUCUCUCCUUCAGCCCCUACUCCAGAGAAGGGCUCCCACCUGGCCAGCUGCCCUCCCAGUGCCUCCUGCACCUGCCUGCUCAGCAGCAGGGAGGAGGCUCCGGCUGCGGGCGACUCUUGUCCUUGGGCUCUGGCCAAACCACACAAGAGAGCUGGGCAGGGAAGUGCCUUGCCCAGCAACCUGGCAGAGUGGGCAGGAGGGUGGCAAGGAGGGGUGGGCACAACAUGUGGUUUAGGGGAAGCAGCUCAGGCUCCCCUCAUUCCUGGAGCCCAUUCCUCUCCCUGGCUGGUUCUCUGGCAGGCUUGGUGGGGUGGUGAGCACCCACACUCUAGGCUCAUCCCCACUCUGCCCAGCCCAGGCCAGCCCAGCUCAGCCUCUCCUCCAUUAUCUAAGUGGGUCAUCCUCCAUCUCCUUGCCCCACCUCCCAGAUGGCAGCUGCUUCACGAAAGGUCAGAGAGGAGCCAAGGACCUUGAGAUGCCCAGUUUGCACCCACUUUCCUGGGACCUGGGACCAGCACCUUUAGGUCUUGUUUUUCUAAGACCUUUCUGCCAUCCUCUCCUGAGUCCAGAUCAUUCCUGAUCUGAGUUGGGGGGUGGGUAGGGGCAGUGUUUAACCAAUUGAGCCCCAGCACCCAUCUCCCCAGUGUUUGUAUAAGUGGGAUGGGGGUGGCUGGUGGUAGUGUACAGCUUGGCCCAGGGCAGGGUGUGGGGCAUUCCCUGCUCCAGGGGCGGGAGGUAGGGAGCUGGAGGCAGGGCAGGGCAUCUGCAAGGAUCUUUUGUCUUUUGAGAUGGCAGCUUCUCCAGGGAACACCUCUCCCUCUUGGAUCCUGACUCUGCCUUGAUGUAGAUCAGGGAACCUUCGAAGAGUCGGUGCACCUCUUCUGCAGUGUUUGCCAUUUGCGACAUGGGGUAGGGCCACUGGAACGAGAAAAUCCCUGGGCUGGUACCAGUAGGAGCUGGGCUCCGGCAGGUUAACAGAGACAUAGCAUAGGGCCUUGGAACAAGCUCUUUAUAACAAUCCUGGGCCCGCACCUUCCUGGCGUAGUAGCGGCUGACCCAUUUCUGAAGACACUCAGCAGACAAAGCUGGCGUUUGGAGGGGAGCUUAGAGAUCCUGGUGUGCAAAUUUGUGAAUGGCCCCUUUCUUUCUGGCCUUUGCUCAGACAUUUCUCUCUGCCUGGGAUGCCCCUGCUGCCCCUCCCCAGCCUACCCUCCUUGGCUGGGCACACCCCACUCAUCUAUCAAGAUCUGAAACCCUUUUCUCCCUGCUCCUCCGGGCAGAGGAAGCUCUCUCCAGCGCUCCUGGAGCCCCUGGCAGGCAGGGGCCUCCGUUUUCACACCCAUCACACUCGACUGGAGUUGAUUUGCAUUGCCAGUCCUACCGCUGGACUGAAGAUCUUGGUAGAGGGACUGUCCAGUUUUUGUCUAAAUCCGCAACUCCUAACAUAGCACCAGGCACAUAGUAGGUGUCCAGCAAGUGUUUGGAGAAUAAAUUACCUUUCAUUUUCCAGAUGAGGACAAUCAAACCAGCCAGACCAGUUGACCAGAUUAUUUAAGUGACUCGUCUUGAGUUGCAGAGUUAAGCAGUGGCAACGAAAGAUUGCCACUCUUGACACCCACUCCACAGACCUAGUGUUCUCAUGUCCAUUAAUAUAAUUGUUGUGUCUGGGUUCCCUGUUCCCUCUCAGUAGAGUGGCCCCAUACUGUAUUAUCUAAACCUGGGUACUUUGGAGAAGAAGGGGUCCCUAUCAGUAAUAUUACUGGGAUGAACCAGGAUUGUCUCCAGGCAUGUGAUCUCUCUACCUCUGGGUGAUCCAUUCAGCUCUGGUCAGUAUGUUUUUAUUCUAGUCAGCGGUUCUCAACCUCUGGGUCGCGACCCCUUUGGGGGUCGAACGACCCUUUCACAGGGGUUGCCUAAGACCAUCGGAAAACACAUGCAUAAUUACAUGUUGUUUUUGUGAUUAAUCACUAUGCUUUCAUUAUGUUCAAUUUGUAACAAUGAAAUUGGGGGGUCACCACAACAUGAGGAACUGGAUUAAAGGGUCGCGGCAUUAGGAAGGUUGAGAACCACUGUUCUAGAGAAUGGUUGUUCAACUACCUUGCAGAUGGAGAACAAAGGUCCCUCCGAAUUAGCGCUUGUAUCAGAGGUUGCCUCUCCACCCAUGCCCAAGAAGAAAGGCAGAAAAUCUUAUCUGGCACUGGCCCCAUCGGUCAGGGACCAGCCCGAUGACGUCCCCAAUAUAUCUAGGUUGCGAUUCGUGUUCACCAGUAAACAAUUGUUGAGGACUUUCGAUUGCGGAGCUGUGUCUAGGCCUGAGCUUUGGAUGCAUCUAAUUUACUUUGCCAGGCUAGCCAGCAGGUAGCUAAGGGCCCUUCUCAUGGGAUAGGUUGAGGAACAGCGGCCCAGCCCCACCAGGGCACUGACACCUUGCUCUUCUGGUCUGUCACCUGCUUAGGGACUGGUGGAGGCCUGCUCACAUUACUUGUUUCUUUCCUGGGAAGUGCCAGCCACACUGUGCUCUCCUAAGACCUAAUGUAGAUGAUUGGGGUCCUUGGCCUCCCCCCUGAGGCCAGAGCAUAAGCUUACAGGAGGAUGGGACUGUCCAUGGAGGUUAACAAUUCUGAUGUAGAAUCAUAGGCUUCCAAAUUUGAGAGAAAUGGAUCUCAAGGUUUGACUUAUACCCUCUAUCUAUCCACCAGAGUGCUGUUUCUAGCACGGCUCAGACCCCUUUAUUCAAGGCGGGGGGUGGUGAGGACACCUCCUUUCUUUUAGGUCUUGUCUUUUUGAGACCUCUGCCUCCUAAGCCUAGGGUCGUUUCUCUCAUUGUUGUAUUUGUGUGUACACAACUGUACAUCCAAGAUGUGCGUAGCCUUUGCAUAUGUGUGCAUCUUAAGCUCUCAAAUAGUUCUGUCUCAUUAUCAAGGUAUGUGAUUCAUGUAUUAUGUUUUACUAUCUGUUAAUAGGUCUUUAUAGCCCUUUAUCUGAAGAGUACAUAGUACUUUAUCCAUUGUCUGAUUAUUAAAAUGCAGACAUUUAGAGAGAAAAGAAUUAGUCCAUAAAAUCGUGUCUUCCGGGAGGGGAGAGGGGUCUGGGGAGAGUGGUGUGCAGGAGCCGCGCUCCAGGCUGAAACCUCAGAGCUGAUGGAGGAUUCCAGCCCCUUUGUCCCCAUCCCCACCCCCUGUCCAAUUCUAAACCAGGGAUUUUGCAGCACAGCUCGUGGGGGUGGUUUGGAGCAGAAGGGGUGGGGGCGUGCAGCGAGCACCUGCAGCUGCAGCGUGGGCCUCCAGAGCAUCUUGGCGGGAGGCUCCAUGGUGACAGACCCUCCCGCUGCCAUUGUCCUCCUUGUCCUGCUCAGGGACGCAGGGAGCUGGGCCUCGCUCUUUCAGGGAGGCAGCUCCCGGGGAGGAGGGCGCGCCGAUGGCCCGUUGCCGGGGUGACGGCCCUGGGCACUGUCCGCAGCUCCUCUUACGGGAUUACGCUGGGCUGUUCCGCAUUCCUGUCGCUGUCCCUGUGAGCAGGAAGCCAUUGUCUGCCUCCCGAGCCUGUGAAAGGGGGGAUUAGAGGCCCCUCCCUUCCAGCAGUGGUUUCCUUUUCUGUCUCCUUUUGAACCUCGAGGGGAUGCCAACCCUCCUGGGAAACUGAAUGAGGAGCUGUUUACCUCAGUCUGUGCCUUCGAGUUUCUCAUAACUUGCUGUGUCCCGUGAAGGGGAAGUCUUGUGUUUACCAUUUGUAUGUCCCUGCACCAGCCUUGACAGGAAGUGGCCAGCCCUGUGACACCCCGCCCCUGCCUAGCACCCGAUGCCAGCGAGGAAAGCCUCUCAGGCUGUGGCAUUUGGUGACAUUUGCGUGGCUCAUCUCACAGUCAAAGCGGGAAAGCACCGCACAGGUCCGUUCAGCCUGUUUGUUUCACUGAAAAGAAAACGGAGGCUCGGAGAAGGGGUGGGACUGCCCAUGGGGACAGGGACAGAGCCUGGAGGACGAACCCGGUCUCCUGGCUCCCCAGGCCACGUCUUCUGCACACACACACACACACACACACACACACACACACACACACUGCACAGCUGUGUUUCUCCCCUUUCUGUCACCUUGGCCUGCGUGGGAUGGAGGCAGAGACCCCUCAGCCUCCAGAGCUCUCCCGAAAGGGCAUCUGGCAGCUCUUUCUUCAUUCUCCCUCGCCGCCCUCCACCCUUGCUGACCUGCCACGAAAACCAUCUGGAGCAUUCGUCCUUUUAUGGUACUCUUCAGCCUCUCUGCCAUCUUCCCCUGUGGAGGUCGGAGUGGCAUCCCUGGGUGCAUCCUGUGGCCUUGGCCGUAGCAGCAGCAGCAGGUGGCCAUCAAGUUGAUCCGGAAAGACAAAAUCAAAGAUGAGCAAGAUCUGAUGCACAUUCGGCGAGAGAUUGAGAUCAUGUCGUCACUCAACCACCCCCACAUCAUUGCCAUCCACGAAGUGUUUGAGAACAGCAGCAAGAUCGUGAUCGUCAUGGAGUACGCCAGCCGGGGCGACCUGUAUGACUACAUCAGUGAGCGGCAGCGGCUCAGCGAGCGCGAGGCCCGUCACUUCUUCCGGCAGAUCGUCUCCGCUGUGCACUAUUGCCACCAGAAUGGGGUUGUCCACCGGGAUCUCAAGCUGGAGAACAUCCUCCUCGAUGCCAAUGGCAACAUCAAGAUUGCUGACUUUGGCCUCUCCAACCUCUACCACCAAGGCAAGUUCCUGCAGACAUUCUGCGGGAGCCCCCUCUACGCCUCGCCCGAGAUCGUCAACGGGAAGCCCUACACGGGCCCAGAGGUGGACAGCUGGUCCCUGGGUGUUCUCCUGUACAUCUUGGUGCAUGGCACCAUGCCCUUUGACGGGCAGGACCAUAAGACACUGGUGAAACAGAUCAGCAACGGGGCCUACCGGGAGCCACCUAAACCCUCAGACGCCUGUGGCCUGAUCCGGUGGCUGUUAAUGGUGAACCCCGCCCUCCGGGCCACCCUGGAGGAUGUAACCAACCACUGGUGGGUCAACUGGGGCUAUGCCACCCGUGUGGGGCAGCAGGAGGCUCUGCACGAGAGAGGGCACCCUGGCAGUGACUCUGGCCGGGCGUCCGUGGCCGACUGGCUCCGACGGUCCUCCCGCCCCCUCCUGGAGAACCGGGCCAAGGUGUGCAGCUUCUUCAAGCAGCACGCGCCGGGAGGGGGCAGCGUGGCCCCCAGCCUGGAGCGCCAGCAUUCGCUCAAGAAGUCCCGCAAAGAGAACGACAUGGCCCAGUCUCUCCAGGGGGACCCGGCUGACGACACCACCCCUCGCCCCAGCAAGGGCAACCUCAAACUCCCGAAGGGCAUUCUCAAGAAGAAGGUCGCUGCCUCCUCGGAGUGUCGGGGGGAGGACUCUGAGCUCAGCCCGUCCCCCACGGGCCCAGAGCAGGCUGCCCCCCUGCUCCCCAAGAAGGGCAUCCUCAAGAAGUCCCAGCAGCGGGAAUCCGGGUACUACUCCUCCCCUGAACCCAGCGAUUCCGGGGAGCUCUUGGAUGCGGGGGACGUGUUCACGAGCAGGGACUCCGUGGAGCAGAAGCCGCCCCAGACCCCGGGGAUGCUCCACCAUCGCAAGGGCAUCCUCAAACACAACGGCAAGUUCUCCCGCACCACCACCCCCGCCACCUUCGGCUCCCUGAAUGAACUGGCCUCACCUCGCCCUCCGUCCAGGGCCAGCCGCCCCUCGGGAGCUGUGAGUGAGGACAGCAUCCUGUCCUCCGAGUCCUUUGACCAGCUGGACCUGCCCGAGCGGCUCCCCGAGCCCCUGCUGCGGGGCUGUGUGUCUGUGGACAACCUCACCGGGCUGGAGGAGCCCCCCUCCGAGGGCCCAGGAAGCAGGGGCCUGAGGCGCUGGAGGCAAGACCCCCUGGGGGAAAGCUGCUUUUCCCUGAGGGACUGCCAGGAGGUGACGGAGGUCUACCGACAGGCCCUGGGCAUCUGCUCAAAGCUCAGCUGAGGGAGAGGGGGCAUUGCCCCAGCGGACAGGCUCUAAGAUGCACCUGGCAACACCCUGAGGGGAGACGCCUUCUCCCCGGCCUCCUAGGCCCAGCAUUCCAGCCCAGAAGGCUGAGAUGGUUGGCAGUUUAGUCGUGGGGCGGACCGGAUAUGAGGAAAAUGGGCACGUGAAAGGCAUUGAGGGCUCAGUGUCCUCAGCCCUGUGGAACCAAGAAGCUAUUGGAGGGGAAAUGGGUAGAGAAGUAGAGGGAAGGCCCGUGGCCAAGUCCAGGUUCUCUGUCGGGUGUCUGCAGCCCCAUGGAGGGAGCACUCUUUUCAGUACCCAUGCCCUUAAUUGCUGUGCGUGGUGCCUUCGCCAAGGUAGGGAUGGAAACUCUUCACAUCCCCGUCCCCACCUCCAUCCCCACCCGGCACUGAAACUGGAAUAUGGAAACUGCUCAUGUGCCUGGGACGUCCUGGGACAGUCUCCUGCAGGGUGCCCGUCCUUACUUCUCCAGCAGUAAGAGAGCAUACAACCUGUUUCCUCAAAGGCUCUCUCGCCUUUCCUGUCCUCCAAGCCUGGCCCAGGCCUCCUGGAGUCGCUGCUAUGAAUCUGAAAGACUUGAAAAGGCUCAGGCUGCUACUGGACUUCAUCUCAAGGGGCCCAGAUGCCUCAGGACCCCACCUUGAACCUCAAAGGCUCUGUGACCUUCUCCGGCUUCUAAGCUGCUCUAUUUAUGUUUUCAAGCUCUGUGUUUUAUGUUCUUAAAAAAGUGAAUUUUGCUGUUUUUCUAUACUGUGAAUACUGUGUUCUGGAAAGUCCACUAUACAUGUAACUUUUGUGUACAGAGAAGUGUUUUUGCAGUGAUUCCCUACUGAUCGUGGGGGAGGGGGCCCUUUAAGAAAUCCGCGUGUUCCGUUGCACUGUCCAGAGGAGGCCUCCUCUGGCUCCCUCAUCCACGCCCUGAUUCCGUCUACCUGAUGGUCCCUCUUCCCUUCUCUGUGGCCAGGAAAAGAACCACUCCAUUAAAAACCAGAACGGCGACUGGAAA